AUAAAUAGUCCUGUCAAAAGACGCAGCGCGCCUUGGUGCGCGCCGAGCCUGGGCCCGGGCGCCGACUUCUCGGCCCAACUCUCCCGGGUCAGCGGAGGGGCUCGUUCUCCAGGCCCCGCGCUUCCCGACCUCGGUCUCUAGUCCUCCCUGGAGUUCAGCUCGGCCCCCGCCUCCGCGAGGGAGCGGAAGGAGGAGACCGCGAGGCUGGCCUAGGGGAGGAAGGCGGGGGCGUGGGGGACGCAACGAUGUCCACUGGCUCGGUGAGCGACCCCGAGGAGAUGGAGCUGCGGGGGCUGCAGCGCGGAUACCCGGUCCCCGUCUCCAAGAGGCCGCCGCUCCGCGGCUCCGAGCGCAGCUACAUCUCGCCCAGUGACAACUCGUCCGCGGAGGAAGAAGACCCCGACGGCGAGGAGGAGCGCUGUGCGCUGGCAGCGGCGGGCGGCGCCGGAGGCUGCAAGAGGAAGCGGCCCCGAGUGGCUGGGGGCGGCGGCGGCAAGAAGCCCCUCCCGCCCAAGGGCUCGGCGGCCGAGUGCAAGCAGUCGCAGAGGAACGCGGCCAACGCCCGCGAGCGCGCCCGGAUGCGCGUGCUGAGCAAAGCCUUCUCCAGGCUCAAAACCAGCCUGCCCUGGGUGCCCCCCGACACCAAGCUUUCCAAGCUGGACACGCUCCGGCUGGCUUCCAGUUACAUCGCGCACCUGCGGCAGCUGCUGCAGGAGGACCGCUACGAGAACGGCUACGUGCACCCUGUGAACCUGACAUGGCCAUUUGUGGUCUCAGGACGACCCGACUCUGACACCAAAGAAGUUUCCGCAGCCAGCAGAUUAUGUGGGACCACCGCUUAGAUCGAACUCCGACUUACUUGACGGGAUUAUUGGACUCUGCACCGCCCAGGCCUUUCACCGUUAGGCAAUGAUUAGAACGCGCUCUCGACAAUCGGCAUCAAAGACGGAGGUCUUCACGUGAGACCUGCAUCGGGACAUGUUUUUAAGUUGCAAAGAGAGUGUGGCACACCUGGACCAGGUUUGUAUCCUGCAGGACAGCGCCCUCCUGGCGGACGCACGAUGCCCUCUCCACGCGGGGAGAGGUGGGGGCGCGCUUUCUGAGACCAACUGAGCUGGAUUUGCCCGGAGCGCUCCUGGAGGUUCGGUCUCCAGGUGCGAUCAAGACCCUCACUCCCCUCAGGCGCCCAUCUCUCCGUAACCAGGCUUCGAUCUGUCCCCUCCCCUUUUAGACUUGAGCCUCCCAUCCGCCUCUCCCCACUAACCAGGCUCCGGUCUCCUUCGGCGCCUCCCUCUGCUCCCUCCUCCCACACCUACUUGCCUGGCCCACCCCCAUUCCUGAUUGCCCCCACCUGGCCUCCUUGCUUGGGGUGGCCCCCGCCUCCAACAGGGCCUCCCGGAGCCCGCGUUUUUCCUCCCUAGGAGGAUCUCGGGGUGGGCCACUGAGGCUGUUCGGUACCUUAGCGACCCUGAUCCGGGGGAACGCACCGCUGCCCCAGGCUGCAGCACUAUCACAGUAAUUAGCUAAUGUAAAUAAAUUUAUUUUUUUAUGAAUAAUAAAACGCGUUGUG
Molecule: messenger RNA, 1570 nt
Organism: Hippopotamus amphibius kiboko
Lineage: Eukaryota; Metazoa; Chordata; Mammalia; Artiodactyla; Hippopotamidae
Gene: MSC
Product: musculin
Exons: 3
Coding region: 246-842 (198 amino acids)
Biological process (GO): skeletal muscle tissue development; regulation of transcription by RNA polymerase II
Molecular function (GO): protein dimerization activity; RNA polymerase II transcription regulatory region sequence-specific DNA binding; DNA-binding transcription factor activity, RNA polymerase II-specific
Source: RefSeq, a predicted model, not a curated record